CAGACACGCGCUGGUGCACAGCUCCUCCGACUUUACAUAAUUCACACCGCACACUUGUACGGUCUUAGAUUACUCUUUGUCCCUUUUGGCUCUGGAAUGAUGGAGCGAAAUCCGUCUGGCGCGUGUGACACAAACGCUUCAUCCGCCGGCGGUGGAGCCAGCGAGUUUAUGCUGUUCGGGGUUAGGGUGGUGGUGGAUUCGAUGAGGAAGAGCGUCAGCUUGAACAACUUGUCGCAGUAUGAGCAGCCACAGGACUUGAAUAACAACGAUAACGGCAACAUCAGCAAGAACAACAACAAAGAGGAUUCACCUGCCAGUUAUGCAUCCGCAGACGACGCCGUUCAACAAUCCAAUGGAAGUCGCGAGCGCAAGCGAGGAGUUCCAUGGACAGAGGAGGAACACAAGCUGUUCCUGCUUGGAUUACAGAAGAUAGGGAAAGGAGAUUGGAGAGGAAUCUCCAGAAACUUUGUCAAAACUCGCACCCCUACGCAGGUGGCCAGCCAUGCUCAGAAAUACUUUCUCAGGCGAAGUAAUCUCAAUCGCCGUCGACGAAGAUCUAGCCUCCUCGAUAUCACGACUGAUAUGGUUACUGCAAGUUUAAUGGAAGGGGAACAGCCUCAUGGCCAGGAGAACAACAUCAUCAACAUCACUGGAGCCACCACAUCUCAAUCGCAUCCUUUGCCUCCAUCACUAGAAACUGGCAGUUCAAGUGGUUUUACUCCAUUGAAAGCUUUCUCCGUGGGCAUGGCUGCCAAUCCUGUAAUAUCACCUCUCCUUAUCCAUAAUCCAAUGGAAACACUUGCAUUAGGACACAGCAAUCAGGACAGUCUUGUGACGAAAAACCCAAUUCGUCCGAUCCCAAUUAUUCCAGCUCCCCAUGCAUCCACAACAUCUGAUCUUAGCUUGAAUUGGAAUUCCUCCAGUGAUUCUUCAUCUUUGUCGCUCAAGUUGUCUCUGCCCUCAAAUCAUAGAGACUCUUCAACAAGGUACUCCGCUUUUCAGGUGACAUCAAGCCUUAACAGUGGAGAUAGCAUUGUUAGUGUAGCUUGAGAAGUACGGGGAUGAAGAAAGUGCACUCUUAGAUAAGAAUGGAGGUCAAGUAAAAUUAGGUGACCAGAAUUUGAUCCUUUUUAUUUGUUGUACAGACCAGAUAAGAAACUGUCAUGUCUUGGAUUACUUGUUGUUUCAUGCUUGUAUCAUCGUAGAUUAUUGUUGAAUUAUGUUUGUUUUUAGAGUCAUCUGAAACUGACAGUUACUCUGGUUCAUAAAUAUGUUUAUGGCAAGGCAUUAAGUUUUUUAGGUAAAAUAGGAACGUUUCUCUGUUAUGGACAUUACCAUCCAUUAUGUGAAUUUCGACUUGAUUAUA
Molecule: messenger RNA, 1366 nt
Organism: Tripterygium wilfordii
Lineage: Eukaryota; Viridiplantae; Streptophyta; Magnoliopsida; Celastrales; Celastraceae
Product: transcription factor MYB1R1-like
Exons: 3
Coding region: 97-1050 (317 amino acids)
Biological process (GO): response to auxin; response to ethylene; response to gibberellin
Molecular function (GO): DNA binding
Source: RefSeq, a predicted model, not a curated record